This is a messenger RNA of Melanotaenia boesemani (Boeseman's rainbowfish), 2192 nucleotides long. It is a transcript of the gene star, whose product is annotated as steroidogenic acute regulatory protein. The record is from RefSeq and is a predicted model, not a curated record. Gene Ontology annotation, cellular component: mitochondrion; mitochondrial intermembrane space. Bases 112 to 972 code for a protein of 286 amino acids. The transcript has 7 exons. NCBI's taxonomy places the organism in Eukaryota, Metazoa, Chordata, Actinopteri, Atheriniformes, Melanotaeniidae. Gene Ontology annotation, molecular function: cholesterol binding; cholesterol transfer activity. Gene Ontology annotation, biological process: steroid biosynthetic process; regulation of steroid biosynthetic process; intracellular cholesterol transport.
CUCUCUGCUACUCAUUAGCAGCUCAGACAGAGAUUCAAGCAUUUGUGGUAUACUUGCUUUUGAAGUUUUUGAUUCCUCUUAAAGCUGCCAAAAACUCCUACAACAGGAAAAAUGCUGCCUGCAACUUUUAAACUGUGCGCUGGCAUCUCCUAUCGACAUAUGAGAAACAUGACAGGUUUGAGAAAGAAUGCCAUGGUGGCAAUUCACCAUGAGCUGAACCGACUGGCAGGUCCAGGUCCCUGUAACUGGAUCAGUCAAGUCCGGCGACGAAGCUCCUUUCUCAGUUCUCAGAUUAAGGAGGAAGAAGGCUACAAUGAGGAAGAAAUGUCUUAUGUGAAGCAAGGUGAGGAUGCACUACAAAAAGCCAUCAACAUUCUCAGCGAGCAGGAUGGUUGGACCGUGGAGACAGUAGCUGCAAAUGGAGAUAAAGUUUUGAGCAAAGUACUGCCUGACAUUGGUAAAGUGUUCAAACUGGAAGUAGUUCUGGAGCAGCAUCCUAACAACCUUUAUGAAGAGCUGGUGGGAAAUAUGGAGCAAAUGGGGGAGUGGAACCCUAAUGUCAAACAGGUCAAAAUUCUCCAGAAGAUCGGCCAGGACACAAUGAUAACCCAUGAGGUAUCUGCAGAGAUGCCUGGUAAUGUGGUGGGACCAAGGGACUUUGUCAGUGUCCGCUGCACCAAACGCAGAGGAUCCACCUGCUUUCUGGCUGGGAUGUCCACUCAGCACUCAAAAAUGCCAGAGCAGAAGGGUGUAAUAAGAGCAGAGAAUGGGCCUACCUGUAUAGUGAUGAAGCCCUGCAUUGAAGACCCAAAUAAGACCAAGUUUACCUGGUUAUUGAAUAUCGAUCUAAAGGGCUGGAUACCCAAGACAAUCAUAAACAAAGUGCUCUCUCAGACGCAGGUGGACUUUGCCAACCACCUCAGGCACAGGAUGGCAAAUAAUGCUUCUAUGGAGAUGGCUCACACCUGCUGAUACUAGACGCCUCCUGAGCAUUAGCACAAAGUGUUCAGCAGUGACAGAAAAGCAACCUUCAUCCAUUAACGUACCUAAAUCUGCUUAGUAGUAAGCAGUAAGAAAAUCCAAACAGUAUUAAGCUUUUUCUAGAAUCGUUAGGAAAUUUCUACACCAUUAUUUAGUAUUCUCGACCCAAAUAACAGAUCAUCAAAAUAGCAUCACUGCCAAGAAUUGUACACAUUGUGUGCCCUGGCUGUUUCAGCUAAGUUAAAAGUUGCCCCAGACUGUUAGCAUCAAAAGUCCAUGUUUGGUCAUUUUAAAACAAGAAAAGAUGUCUGGACAACAAACAUGUACAUUAUGAGCAUUUUUUCUACUUAUUAAAGUUAAACCCUAAAUUAAAAAAAUAUAUAUAUAUUUAUAUUUAUUUAUUUAUUUGCAUGAGUAAAUGACAAUUUAGGAAGACUCCAGUGUCCCAAAUCACAAAAAGACCUCUGAACUGUUAGGAAAAGCUACAGAAAACAACUAAGAGGAGACUGUACAUCCAACCCUUAAGGGUACAUAGAUGUGCUACAACUAUUUGCAAUGAAGAGCUAAUAGAGUUAAUAGAAACAAAGAAACUUAAAUCCUGCAAUGGCCUGCAAGUGAAUCUUAACAAUAACAGAAACAGUUCUGUACAUCCUAAAAAUGUCAGCACCAAUGAGAAGUGCACAAUAUCUUAUGGACAGAUUGAAUUAAAGGGACUGUUGUUUUCAUCCACUGAAAUUCGAAGCUUUGCCUUUCAUAAAGACAAAAUCAAGAGCAACACUUCAGUUAUCCUUCUGGAUUUAUAAUCAACUGGCUGCUGGCAGUUACCGUAUAUAUUUUUUUAUGGUUUUAUUGAAAUCCCACAAAAUAUUCCACAAAAAGUAGAAUUUACAAACCUUACAUCCCCCACUGAUGAGGUUCUAUGCUGCAGUAAUACAGGCUUAAAUGACGCAUUUGUCCUGAUACCUCCACCUCGGCAGAAACACUGAGUACACUUACAUGUAGUAAAGUGUUUCUUUUUGAUAAUUCUCUGGUUAUUGUCCUUUCUUCUAUUGUAAUUUGCACUUUUCUUUCAGUUUAGUAUUUAUUAAUAUUGCAUGAAUGCAUUGUAUUACAGUGACAGUGGAGUCAGUGAAUGAAAGUGUCACUGAUAUUUAUGCUUUUUCUAUGCUGUUGCUGAAGACUGUCCUUUCCUGAUGGAUUAGAGCUCAAAU